Molecule: messenger RNA, 5381 nt
Organism: Drosophila grimshawi
Lineage: Eukaryota; Metazoa; Arthropoda; Insecta; Diptera; Drosophilidae
Gene: Myo31DF
Product: unconventional myosin ID
Exons: 9
Coding region: 811-3846 (1011 amino acids)
Biological process (GO): vesicle transport along actin filament; actin filament organization
Cellular component (GO): vesicle; actin cytoskeleton; microvillus
Molecular function (GO): ATP binding; actin filament binding; microfilament motor activity
Source: RefSeq, a predicted model, not a curated record
AGUUUCUCUUCGAACGCGCAGCCGAGUGGUCGUGUUGUUGCUCCGUGUGGUGCGGCUCUCUGAAAACGAUAAAUAAGAAACCAGCUGGCUGUGUGUAUGGCUAGGGGCGAUACAAUUUGUAUUUAUUGGCUUUAACUUUACUCUGGCAUCGACGCGCGGCCUGAACAAGUUCUUGCGAUCGCCAAUCACUAAAUAAAUGAUACCCAAAGGCGACGCACAACUUGCGGUUUUUGUAUUGUGUUCUGUUCCAUUCGCCGUGUCUUUCGCGUCUGUUUUGUGUUCUCCUCGUGCUUUUUGGAUUUCGGCGAAAUUCCAUUAAGAUUCCGGCCCCUCACUAUAUUUUAUUCAAUUAGCACAAAUAUUUAUUGAUUUUAAUAACAUAAAUAUUUGAAGAACUCUUCAGUUUUUCUGUUGACUUCUUUUUUUGGCAAAGUCAGCUGAAAAUAGUCAUAAGGCAAAAAGCACAACACAUAUAAAAUCACAUUUUAAAUUCGAAACGAUUGUCAACCGCGCAAACAAACAAAAGCAUAACAAACAUAAAAACCAAAAAAAGUCCCAGUGAAUUCUUCUCCGUUUACGUUUUUGUGUGCGUGUGUGUGUGUUGCUAAUUCGACUUCAUCCUCUGCAACGUGAUCGUCGUCAACUGCUACGUUCGUUACCUGAAUUCGCCCUUUGCAGCCGGCCUUACGUUAUUCGGCAAUUCUCGCUCUUCUCAUUCGCAACCAAACGCCGCUCUCUACCCGACAACCUCUCGGACUCUCUCUCUCGCUCUCUGUACGAUUUCUGUGAGCAAAACAAAAACGCACAAAAAUGGCAAUGCAAAGGGAGGCGGGUGUGCAGGACUUUGUCCUGUUGGACCAGGUCAAUAUGGAAAAGUUCAUGGACAACUUGCGCAAGCGCUUUCAGGUUGGCUCCAUCUACACAUACAUUGGCGAGGUGUGCGUAUCGAUGAAUCCCUACAGACAGAUGAAUAUCUACGGCCCGGAGACAAUACGCAAGUACAAGGGUCGCGAGCUCUUCGAGAAUGUGCCGCAUGUGUUUGCGAUCGCUGAUGCCGCAUACAGGGUGCUCAAGCAGCGUCGCCAGGACACAUGCAUCCUCAUUUCGGGUGAAUCGGGUGCCGGCAAAACCGAGGCAUCCAAAAUCAUAAUGAAAUAUAUUGCGGCGGUGACCAAUACUCAGGGACAAAAUGAAAUCGAAAGAGUUAAGAACGUGCUAAUACAGAGCAAUGCGAUAUUGGAGACAUUCGGCAAUGCGAAGACGAAUCGCAACGAUAACUCCAGUCGCUUUGGCAAGUACAUGGACAUCGAGUUCGACUACAAGGCGGAUCCAGUGGGUGGCAUUAUAACCAACUAUCUGCUGGAGAAGUCGCGUGUGGUGCAGCAACAACCAGGCGAACGCAAUUUCCACAGUUUCUAUCAGCUGCUGCGUGGCGCCAAUGACAAUGAAUUGCGGCAAUAUGAUCUGCAUAAGGAGACGGCCAAAUAUCACUAUUUGAACCAAGGUAGCAUGGAUAUACUCACCGAGAAGUCCGACUACAAGAGCACCUGCAAUGCCUUUAAAACAUUGGGCUUCCAGGCGGAUGAGGUGCAAACCAUUUGGCGUACAAUUGCAUCCGUUUUGCAUUUGGGCAAUGUGGAGUUUCAAACCAUCGAGGAUGAGUUGGUCAUAACCAACAAAUCGAACUUGCAGUCUGUUGCAAAGCUGCUGCAGGUCACCGAAUCAGAGCUGUCGGCGGCGUUGACAAAACGCACCAUUGCCGCUGGUGGCAAUGUCAUGAAGAAGGAUCACGAUGCCACACAGGCCGAGUAUGGCAAGGAUGCGCUGGCCAAGGCCAUCUAUGAUCGCCUCUUCACCUGGAUUAUAUCGCGCAUCAAUCGUGCUAUUCUCUUCCGUGGCAGCAAAAGCCAAGCGAGAUUCAAUACGGUCAUUGGCGUACUGGAUAUCUAUGGUUUCGAGAUCUUCGAUUCAAAUAGCUUUGAGCAGUUCUGCAUCAACUACUGCAAUGAAAAGCUGCAGCAGUUGUUCAUUGAACUGGUGCUCAAGCAGGAGCAGGAGGAAUACCAACGCGAGGGCAUUGAGUGGACCAACAUUGAUUAUUUCAACAAUAAGAUCAUUUGCGAUUUGGUGGAGCAGCCGCACAAGGGCAUCAUUGCUAUCAUGGACGAGGCGUGCCUGAGCGUGGGCAAUGUCACCGAUGACACCUUGCUCGGUGCCAUGGACAAGAACUUGAGCAAGCAUCCCCACUACACCAGUCGCCAGCUGAAGCCGACGGACAAGGAACUGAAGCAUCGCGAGGAUUUCCGUAUCACGCACUAUGCUGGCGAUGUUAUCUACAACAUCAAUGGUUUCAUUGAGAAGAACAGGGAUACACUGUUCCAGGACUUCAAACGUCUGCUGCACAACUCCAAGGAUGCCAAUCUGAGCGAGAUGUGGCCCGAGGGUGCUCAGGACAUUAAGAAGACCACCAAACGACCACUGACCGCCGGCACACUGUUCCAGCGCUCCAUGGCCGAUCUGGUCGCAACACUGCUGAAGAAAGAGCCCUUCUAUGUGCGCUGCAUCAAGCCCAAUGAUAUCAAGAGCUCCACGGUGUUCGAUGAGGAGCGUGUGCAGCAUCAGGUGCGCUACUUGGGUCUGCUGGAGAAUGUGCGCGUGCGUCGUGCUGGAUUUGUGCAUCGCCAGCGAUACGAUAAGUUCCUGCUGCGCUACAAGAUGAUCUCGCACUAUACGUGGCCCAAUUUCCGUGCUGGCAGCGAUCGUGACGGCGUUCGUGUACUCAUCGAGGAGAAGGGCUUUGCCAAGGAUGUGAAAUAUGGUCACACGAAAAUCUUCAUACGCUCACCGCGCACCCUGUUCGCCCUGGAGCAGCAACGCAACGAGAUGAUCCCCCACAUUGUGACCCUGCUGCAGAAACAGGUACGCGGCUGGAUCGCUCGUCGCAAUUACAAGAAGAUGAAGGCAGCGAUAACCAUUAUGCGCGCCUACAAAACAUACAAGCUGCGCAGCUAUGUUCAGGAGCUGGCCAAUCGCUUCCGCAAUGCCAAAAAGCAGCGGGACUAUGGACGCAGCAUUCAGUGGCCACAACCACCGCUGGCCGGACGCAAGGCGGAAGCCAAACUGCAUCGCAUGUUCGAUUUCUGGCGUGCCUAUAUGAUAUUGCGCAAAUAUCCACGCAGCGAGUGGCCCCAGCUCCGAUUGCAAAUCAUUGCAGCAACGGCCAUUGCCGGUCGACGUCCUUACUGGGGACAGCAGCGCAAGUGGCUGGGUGAUUAUUUGGCCAACUCGCAGGACAACAGCGGCUACGAUGCCUACAAUACCAAUGUGCGCAAUUUGAAGAACAGCGCUGGUGGCGAAAACUUCCGCCAGGUGCUCUUCUCCAGCUUCGCCAAGAAAUUCAACAGGCACAACAAGCAGGCGGAUCGUGCGUUUAUCGUCACCGAUACCAACAUCUAUAAGCUGGAUGGCAUCAAGAAGAAGUUCCGUGACAUGCAGCGCUCCAUGGCUAUACGAGAGCUGACUUCCAUUAGCAUUACGCCUGGCCGGGAUCAGCUGAUUGUCUUCCAUUCGCCCAAGAACAAUGAUCUGGUCUUUUCGCUGCAAAGCGAAACGACAGCGCCCCUGAAAGAGGAUCGCAUUGGCGAACUCGUGGGCAUUGUGUGCAAGAAGUACUACGAUGUGACCGGCACCGAGCUCCGUGUGAAUGUGAGCAACAACAUUGCCUGCCGGCUGGGCGACAAGGCGCGCACCAUUGUCGUUGAGGCGGCGUCCAAUGUGGAAAAUCCAAAUUUCCGUCAUUCCGCUGGCAACAUCAUUUUCGAGGUGCCCGCCUCAUAUUGUGUCUAGAGAGAACCUACCGCACACAGCUAUAUCCCAAUGUAAAUUAGUUACAAGUAACUUUAAGAGUCCUUGACAUUUAUCCUAUCUUCUUUCACUUCCAAUUCUUACCUGAUCCUAUCCAAUUAGUCUUUGUGUGCUGCCCCUUUUGCUAACUCUUUUGUACCUUGUAGUAAGAUCUGUAAUAAUUCAUGCAUGUUUAUUAACCAGCAGCUAGAGAUUUUCUUAAAUCGCAACUUUUUAAUGUGUAGUCAGAAAACAAAAAAACAAAAUAAGAAAGAAAUAAAAGUUUUGUACAUUUUUUUUAUUAAUUUAUAUUUAAAUUUCUGUGUAAUUAUAAGCAAAUAAGGCAAUAUUUAUAUAUAACUUGAUCCAAACGAGAGAGCCUUCAACUAUUAACUCUGGCCACUUCGCUAUUAAGCUGGUUGAGCCGGCUUUAUAAAAAGUAUUAAAUGUACUUUGUGCAUUUGUUAACUUUAGCUUUUAAGCAAUUAUUAAUUGAUAUUUGCAUGUAUGUAUUUAAUUUAAAUGCACACAAAUCUAAAGAACAACAAUGAAAUUCUUUGUACUUAAUACAAUGAGAAAAUUACAUUUCAAUAGUGUGCCAUCUGCAAUUAUUUCCUAAAGCCUAAUAUUACUUUAUUACUAUUAUAAAAUAUUUAUAAAUUAAAAUAUUAUUGUAAAUCAUACACUUUAUUAGCGCUUGUGUCGUCUAUUUAACUAUUUGAUUCAAUCAACACUUUUACGAGGCUGGAUUGCAAAAUGUAAAAAUAAUAUUAAUUCAAACGAAGAUCGAAAAAAUAUAUAAUGUAAAGUAGGCUGAAACGUGAGCCAUUUCACAUUUUCAACGCGUAAGUUAAAAAAUCAGUAUAGCAAACAAAACUGUUGAAGUAGACACACACAACUCGGCAUAUUUAUUAUUAACUUUCAAAUAAUUUGAAAAAUUAAAUUUUUAGCCGAAAUUGAUGGACGUAUUUUCCACUGAGCCAAAGAAUCCAUGUCCUUUUGGAGAUUGGCAAGAUAUGUUAUCGUCCUUGCCACCUCUUGACGCGCAAUCGCAGCAAAGACCGGUUCUAAUGCGCUAUCGGAAACGUCGCUUUGGACGCAAGCACAGAGCUGGUGCUUCAACGGCAUCUGCUGUAUCUGGAUGGCAAACUAGACACUGCAAAUCAAAGCUACUAAUGAUGGUCAAGCAUUAUAAACGUGCUAAUAAGCGGCUACGCCGCAAGAUUCGUCGCAUUUCGACGCACCAAUAGAGGGAAAGAGAUCCCCAACCCUGUUGUCGUUAAAGUUUUCGUUUCAAACCCGAGAUUCUCUAGCCUGUGUGAUGUGUGUAUCCAUACAUAACUGAAUGCAUCUAUUCAACAUGCGAUGUGAUGUGCUCCGUUCCGUACCGCCCUAGACCAAUUGAAUGAUGGGCAGUGACCAAAAUAAAAAGUGCAGCGGCAAAGCACACAUCGAGGCACACAUGGCCCAAGCAAGUACUUGGCGGCGUCUGUGCCGCCAAUUGAUAAAAGAUAAAAAUAAAGAGUACUACGCAAGAA